Messenger RNA from Verticillium dahliae VdLs.17, 642 nucleotides. RefSeq lists its product as uncharacterized. Lineage: Eukaryota; Fungi; Ascomycota; Sordariomycetes; Glomerellales; Plectosphaerellaceae. The record is from RefSeq and is a predicted model, not a curated record. The coding region runs from base 1 to 642 and encodes 213 amino acids. The transcript is spliced from 2 exons.
AUGGGGACUUCUGACGAUGACCUCUUCUGUUGGAUUCAGGAGCAAUACUUUCUACUUCGGGGGCGACUCGGCGCAUUCAUGAGCAUUCGCAUUUACUCGCACUGUGACUUUUACAUGUUCCACAAAUACGACACCGAGAUGUACAGUCCUGUCGAGCAACAUUCGUUCCCCGGGAACGAAAUCCCUUACGACUUUUCGCCCAAGCCCAUGGACCCUGUUCUGCCAAUAUCAGAUGACCAGUUCUACCACCGCUUCUAUGCCUGUUAUAACCCAGCAAGCCUUCACAGGCUAUUUCACAAAUGCCGCAAACGCUGUGGCGACAGGGCAGAUGUCGGCAGUUUCCCUCUCCGUCGCCAUGGUCUUCAGGUCGAGGUCACGAAGAAAGAAUACUUUUGGGGCAUCUACGUUGUCACACGCGUCUCAUACACCGGUGUUGCGGUCUACAGUUCUCUCUGUUGCCUGCCGGGGCUCGUCUUCUUCUUCUUGUGGAUGUUUUCCUGGGGCCAUUCUGGGGACUUGCAAAACGCCUCUGUCCCACUUUGUAUUUCACUCGCUCUGCUGGUUGUAUUUCUCUCAUUUGUUAUUGUGGAUUCCUUUUCUUCCAGGCGACAGUGUCCCGUCAUGAAGGAGAAGACAGUGUAA